AAACUCAAAGCAGCCCCCAUUACAGGCCAACACUCUCCUUCAUCUGCAGCAGGCAGUCAGGGCUUCGAUGGCAGCGGCGGCGUAGUAUCUGGCAUUCAUUUCUUAUACUUCAGCCGACAUCACAGACCUGGAGUACGGCAAAGGCCUCAAAACGCGCCUGGACUUGAGCAAUACCACCCUCUGUUAGCCCCAAACGUACAGCAUAGAUCAACAUGGCAGACGAGGACAAACAGCCUGCAGAGACAGAAGACAUUCCCGUACCAGCAAAACCAAGGACAAAACGUAAAAAGGCAUCACGCGCCUGCUUCCACUGUCAAAAAGCGCAUCUCACUUGUGAUGAUGCGCGACCGUGCCAGCGGUGUAUCAAGCGAGGGCUAGGAGAGACGUGCCACGACGGCGUACGGAAAAAGGCCAAGUAUCUACAAGAUGUUCAAACACAACAGGUUCAGUCGUCCAAUAAAACGAAUCGACCGCCUCAGCUCCUCAAGUUGGAGUCUGCAGCGACCGUGUCAUCGGCGCAGCAAGGUUCCUUCGAUGCGUCGACGCCUGGUGAUAGCAGUGACUUUGGUGCACCUUUGAGCAAUACGGGCACCGUCAACAUGGCAGCAGUCCAGCCGCCCGCCAGCAAUAGUCAGGGCAAUCUGGGCUACAACUUCCUUGAUGACAACCUCCUCUUCGAGUACCCACCGCUGUCAACCUACGACUUUGAUUCCAAGACAGCCAACCUCGAGUACUCCAUGAUCUCUACCAUGCUUGGCAAUGAGUUUCAAACACCCGGUACCGAUCAGCCAAGCCCUGAUCAUUUCGCUUUUCCAUCGCCACACGACUCGCAUGGACCGAAUCGACGUGCGUCAGGCACACCCGAUUCACGCUUGACUUCUGAACCACCUUCAGGGUCUGUCAACAGGCAGAAUGGACAGGGUGCGUAUAAUUCUUAUGCAAAUGCAGCAUUCCCGCUCAUCAAUGCUACAUCGCCGCGUAUAGCCCUGGAGGAGGGAGGCAAUGUUGUUCCGCUCCCCAUGCUGAACGGACAAGCUGCAUCAACACAGCAGCAGCAGCAGCAGCAGCAACAACAACGGCGACCUUCCGGGACUACUUCGGGAUACGUCGAUCCACAUGGUCAACGACCGACACCGGUUGCUAAACGCCCGAUACAGUGCAGACCAGGUCUCAACCCCUCCGACCCUUCCACCAUUUACAAAUCCAUCACAGCGCCCUUCCACUAUACGAGCGGGUAUCACCUCCUCAAUGCCUAUCUUCGAGGUCGUUUCGGAAAAGCAGAUUUGCUGCGUAUUGCACGAGCGAUUGUCGGGUAUCGUCCAAGUUUCAUUGCUUUGACCAAGACAUUGAGAGAGGAAGAUUUGACAUUCAUGGAGAUUUGCUUUCAACGCACCAUGCUUGAGUAUGAGAAGUUUGUCGGUUAUUCAGGCACACCCACCGUUAUUUGGCGGCGUACAGGGCAAAUUGAGCUUGUUGGUAAAGAGUUCUGCUUGCUCACUGGUUGGUCUCGUGAUGCGCUCUUGGCAAAGCAAACGUUCAUUGUUGAGCUGAUGGAUGAUUCUUCUGUUGUUGAAUAUUUUGAGCGAUUCUCAGAACAUGCGUUUGCUGAUACGAGUAGUGUGCAAACGACCUGCGUCUUGCUCACACCACAAAAGAGACCAGUACCGUGUGCAUUCUGCUUCACCAUCAAGCGCGAUGUUUUCGAUAUUCCCAUGGUGAUUGUUGGUAACUUCCUGCCAGUCUUGUAGGAGAUUUUCUUCUUUUAUAAAAUGGCGUCUUUGAGGACGGGUUUGGCGAUAUCCCAGGGUCCAUGAAUCUCA
Protomyces lactucae-debilis is the source of this 1820-nucleotide messenger RNA. RefSeq lists its product as uncharacterized. Gene Ontology annotation, biological process: cellular response to starvation; regulation of DNA-templated transcription. The record is from RefSeq and is a predicted model, not a curated record. Gene Ontology annotation, cellular component: nucleus. The transcript has 4 exons. NCBI's taxonomy places the organism in Eukaryota, Fungi, Ascomycota, Taphrinomycetes, Taphrinales, Protomycetaceae. Gene Ontology annotation, molecular function: zinc ion binding; DNA-binding transcription factor activity, RNA polymerase II-specific; RNA polymerase II transcription regulatory region sequence-specific DNA binding. Bases 213 to 1748 code for a protein of 511 amino acids.